GUUGACAUCUUGAACACCCCCAGGGUGGAUGAGGGGGCGUGGUGUCAUGGCGUCCACGAAGCUACAUAUCUCUUGAGCCGAGUGUGAAUUAAAUGUCCCUUCAUUUCUUAAAACAAUCACCAACAUUUGAAGUACGUUACAUUCAAGACUUAAUCAUGGGCACCGUCCACGCGAGGAGUCUUGAUCCUCUGCCAAUGCAGGGACCCGAGCUGGGGUUUCAUGCAGAUGACAUUGAGAGGCCAGAUAUGGAGCAGGAGUCAAAACAAGAGGUCCUUGAAAACAAAGAUGUCAUAGUCCAGCGUGUACACAUAGAUGGUCUCGGAAGAACCAAGGAGGAUUGCUUAACAUACGAGAUUGCUGAUGUCUUCCGUGCCAAGAACUUGAUUGAUGUCAUGAGGAGAGCCCACGAAGCCAGACAGAAGCUCCUGCGUCUCGGUAUCUUCAGACAAGUGGAGGUUGUCAUCGAUACCUCACGAGGGGUGGAUGCUCUGCCUAAUGGACUAGAUGUGACGUUUGAUGUGACUGAGCAGAGACGCAUGACUGGUAGCUAUAACACCAUGGUUGGAAAUAACGAAGGCUGCAUGGUUCUUGGUCUCAAGCUGCCCAAUCUCUUCGGUUCUGCAGAAAAGCUCACUUUCCAGGUCUCCUACGGCACCAAAGAGACUUCCUAUGGGCUGUCGUUCUUCAAGCCCCAACCUGGCCACUUUGAGCGCAAUUUCGCUGUCAACUUGUACAAAGUUGCAGGCCAAUUUCCAUGGAGCUCGCUGAGAGAGACUGAUCGCGGCGUCUCCACAGAAUUCAGUUUCCCUCUCUGGAAGACAAACCACACCCUGAAGUGGGAGGGUGUGUGGCGAGAGCUGGGCUGUCUGGAGCGUACCGCAUCGUUUGCAGUCCGGGAGGAGAGUGGCCACUCCCUCAAGUCAUCACUCUCGCACUCCAUGGUCAUCGACACCAGAAACUCGGCAAUCCUUCCCAGGAGGGGUGCCUUGCUGAAGAUCAACCAGGAGUUGGCAGGAUACACUGGAGGAGAUGCCAGCUUCCUGAAGGAGGACUUUGAGAUUCAGUUUAACAGACGUCUCUUCUGGGACUCGGUCCUGUCUGCAUCUCUCUGGGGGGGGUGCCUCCUGCCCAUUGGAGAUAAGCCAACUUGCAUUGCUGACAGGUUCUAUCUCGGUGGUCCUACUAGCGUCAGGGGCUUCAGUAUGUACAGCAUCGGCCCUCAGAGUGAAGGUGACUACCUGGGAGGUGAGGUGUAUUGGGCUGGAGCCGUCCACCUGUAUAGUCCGCUGCCCUUCCAUCUAGGCAAAGGGGGAUUCGGAGACCUCUUCAGGAUCCACUUCUUCCUCAAUGCCGGGAACCUGUGUAACAUCAACUAUGGUGACGGGCCUCAAGCACACCUGAGGAAACUGGCAGAGUGUAUCCGCUGGUCUUACGGAGCGGGAAUUGUGCUGCGACUCGGAAACAUCGCCCGGCUGGAGCUCAACUAUUGCAUUCCCAUGGGCGUCCAGAGUGGAGACAGGAUAUGCGACGGGUUUCAGUUUGGAGCUGGAAUCCGAUUCCUGUGAUGUCCUGCUGUCUUGCUGAAUUGAGUUGUGGACUACAGGAGUUUGUUUAAUUGGUUUUAGUAAGUGAGACGUCUGGACCCUUGCAGCACACCGAAGGUUGCUGGGAAUGCAAUGGCUACUACAACCAAACUAUUGUAUAAUGGACGAGGCAACAAUGGAGGUUUUCCUCCAGUACAAAUGAAUGACUGGAGCCACCAGUGCUCAAGAUGUGGAAGCCAAAGGUGACAUAUCAGCCAUGAGUGCCCUUAUCAUGAGUCAAAUAAUGUGGUCUGGAUUAUUAUGCUCGGUAAUAAAUUAUGUACCCCUCUAAAGGUAUUCAAAAACCA
Salvelinus fontinalis (brook trout) is the source of this 1891-nucleotide messenger RNA. Its product is annotated as sorting and assembly machinery component 50 homolog A-like. Gene Ontology annotation, biological process: protein insertion into mitochondrial outer membrane; mitochondrial respiratory chain complex assembly. The transcript has 15 exons. The record is from RefSeq and is a predicted model, not a curated record. Gene Ontology annotation, cellular component: SAM complex; outer membrane. Bases 93 to 1565 code for a protein of 490 amino acids. NCBI's taxonomy places the organism in Eukaryota, Metazoa, Chordata, Actinopteri, Salmoniformes, Salmonidae.